Nelumbo nucifera (sacred lotus) is the source of this 1819-nucleotide messenger RNA. RefSeq lists its product as uncharacterized. Lineage: Eukaryota; Viridiplantae; Streptophyta; Magnoliopsida; Proteales; Nelumbonaceae. The record is from RefSeq and is a predicted model, not a curated record.
CGGUUCGUGCCUGGACGGUCAACAGUGAACUAGCUUGCUUGCAUUUCGUAUUUCGUAUUCCCUCCCUCUUGGCUUCAGAGAGAGAGAGAGAGAGUGCUGUGGGAUUAUAGUGGGUGUCAAUGUUUCCUCCAUAAUAUUUCCAAAGUCUCCCUCUUGGCCUCUUCUUCCCCUUUAAGGUUACUGUAAACCAGGAUCAGAAAUGGUCAGAUCUACUAUAAAAUCUUAGGGAUUUACCAAAGAGAAAGUCUUAAAUUUGUUAAAUUGUAAGAUCAAUACAACAUUUGGGAGCUUAUAGCGUUGGUGAUUACCAAUCCCGUUGCUCAUAAUCAAUCGCUUAGCAUUGAUGAUGAAUAGAGAUACCAUUGAUGGAUUGCUUAAAAAGCGUCCCAUUUUAACUGAUGUAACCAAUCAACAUGGGAAAAGGGGAUUUUUAUCAAUUUCGAGCAAUUCCAGGCUUGAGAAUGAUAAUGGGUUCCAUAAAUAUCUAGAAGACAGAUUUGUGGAUUCUGAGUUUGCCCAACAAGGACGUUUGGGAGUGGAAAAUCUAGUCCAUAGGAAAUGCAAGCGUGAAUGUGUUGAAGAUGGUUGUGAGAAGGGUUUGUCUCUGUCGAAGGCUAAGGAUCUCUGCAGUUCACUGACCUCGGGCAUUCAUGAUGAUCUUCAAAAGGAUAACAUGAUUACUGGUAAGUCUAGGCUCUCCAGUGAAAUCAAGGAUGCCUCAAAUCUGUUCUCUGGUGAUCUGUGUAUUGUGAGAGGCAAUACAGUGAUGCACAGAAUCUUGGAAGAGGGUGAUGGGCCGAGAGAUGGCUAUUGUUCCAGUGCUUCUAUGCCCAUAAUGCCUGGACAGCGCAACAGAAGUGGGGGCUUACAAUCACUAACAACAAUUCAAGGAGAAACCCAACAUGACAAGGCAAGGGUUGGUGCUGAUGUUAUAAGAGUUGUUAUCGGAAGAGUUCCUUUUAAUGAAGCAGUAGAUACUCAUACUCAUCUAAACAGCAAAGAGCAGAUGGAUGAUGGUGCUAAGACAUUAAACAAGUCUGGUAUCAUUGAAUCAUCAGAUUAUAAAGAGUUUGGACUAGAGAGGUGCACAGGUUUUAUUGGUGAUAGUUGGUCUAAUGCUAGUGUAGACAUAAGCUCGCUCAAAAAUUGCUCUUGUUCUUUCUGUCUGAAAGCUGCUUAUAUUUGGUCGGACCUCUACUACCAGGAUAUCAAGGAUCGUCUAGCUGCUUUAAAGAGGAGCAUGAAAGAGGUUAAGCUUUCAGUAGAUAGAAGUUGGCACCAUUUUGAGGCUGACAAAAAUGGUGAAGUAAACCCCAACAAAUCAAACAAAUUAGAAUUUGAUCUCAUGGGUCGGGGUAGGUCACUAUUUCUGCAUACAGAGGAUAUCCUGGUUCGUGAAAGCAACCAGCUUCAAUCCAGUCUUCUUGCUUUAAAAGACUUGAGAGGAAGCUGCAAGACAGAUAUGGAGAUGAUUAAUGGGAUGCUACCAAAGAAAUAAUAAAGUGCUUCUGAUGUUUCCUUUGGCAAUUUGUAAGUGGGCUCACUCCAUUGUCAUAGUGAAUGUAUGUUUAAGGAUGUUUAUGUGAUAGAUUAAUGUCUUACCUGUCCCUUUGUACCCGUAAAAUAUCUGCAACAUCUGCAGUGAUAAUAUCUUGUUAUCUGACCUUAAUACGGUUGGGGUUAAUGAUCUUGCUGAUUUGGUAUUUUGGUUUAAGGGAUAUCUAAAAUGGUGCUUUGCUUGCAACCGCAAGUGAUAUAAUGUAAUACUUUUGGACCAUGUACUAUAGAACUGAUGCAAAUUCCCCACUUUUUCUUUGGA